Messenger RNA from Eruca vesicaria subsp. sativa (arugula), 504 nucleotides. The record is from the annotation of a GenBank genome assembly. Lineage: Eukaryota; Viridiplantae; Streptophyta; Magnoliopsida; Brassicales; Brassicaceae.
AUGAUUAUGAAGCCAGUGGAGGAUAUAUAUCCGAAGUGGGAUAAUUCAAACAUCUCUACUGAUCUGGACAACAUGAUAAAAGAUAUCCUCAAUGGACAGCUAAAUGAGAAGUUUUGGGAUGCAACGCCAACUACCAAAUGCGAGAAGGGAAAAUAUGGUGUUGCCGCAUCUGUUGUUCCAAACCAGAGCCCUUCUACUAACCGGAGAAAAGACAAACAACCUGUUGGUGGAGGUGAAGCACCUGAUUUGCUUCCAACUUACAACGUUUCCAUACAUGGGUUAGUUGAGUUGAUCAAAAUCCUCACUUCCAAAAUAGAAGGCAUCGAUAUUAGUGUAGCUGAGUCAUUAGAGGCUACUAUUAACGCUAAGGUGGAAGCUAGAAUGCGAGUAUAUGAUUCUGACUUACGAAAGCAGAUUGCAAAAUUGGAGGCACUAAUAAAAGAUAUUUUGAACAACAAGGAUGCAAACAUUGCUCAAGGAAAUGUCGCCACCUCCAAGGCAUAA